This is a messenger RNA of Fulvia fulva, 249 nucleotides long. RefSeq lists its product as uncharacterized. Lineage: Eukaryota; Fungi; Ascomycota; Dothideomycetes; Mycosphaerellales; Mycosphaerellaceae. Bases 1 to 249 code for a protein of 82 amino acids. The record is from RefSeq and is a predicted model, not a curated record. The transcript has a single exon.
AUGCCUCCGCAGCAGCAAGAGGUAUCAACAUACCAACAAGGUCUACCAGGCUUUGAUGGAGGUGCGAGAGGAGCUCAGCAACCAUCAGCCCCUGUAACGCUCCCGCCGCUGCAAUAUGUCUUAGGGUACCAGCAGGGCGCACAGAGCCUUGAUGCAGGCCAGAUGGAGGAUCGGCCACCACAACCUGCGAUGCCUCAGCAGCAGGAAUCUCAGAUAAUCGGGUAUGGGAUUGAUGCGGGUCGAAUGUAG